This is a messenger RNA of Saccostrea cuccullata (small rock oyster), 3009 nucleotides long. Its product is annotated as SPARC-related modular calcium-binding protein 1-like. NCBI's taxonomy places the organism in Eukaryota, Metazoa, Mollusca, Bivalvia, Ostreida, Ostreidae. Gene Ontology annotation, molecular function: heparin binding; calcium ion binding; protein binding. Gene Ontology annotation, biological process: extracellular matrix organization. The record is from RefSeq and is a predicted model, not a curated record. The coding region runs from base 1245 to 2954 and encodes 569 amino acids. The transcript has 13 exons. Gene Ontology annotation, cellular component: basement membrane.
UCACAUUAAUUUAUCCAUCAGACGAAGUCCCGAGGAAGAAGUGCAGCGUCUUUGGGAAUACAGGGGUCUUUUUGAGCUGAAGAAAACCGCCAUCGUAUCAUGUGAUUUUACUCGGAUGAUCUGUAUCCAAGAAAAAGCGCGGGAGCUACCUCGCGCGAGACAGUCUCGUUUUCAUUUUUUAUAAGCAGAUAAUUUUUGGAGUCUGUCAUAUGUAAUUUUAUAUAAAAACUUAUCAGUGAAACGAGGUGCUAAGAUUUACAAUUAUAAUGCUCAUUUACUCCACACUUAUUUUAUGUCUGACAAAUGGAUGCAAAGCACAAUUCGAUGAAAGUGACACAAGAUGAAACGUUAUUGGUGAAUUACUAUACCAGCAAACUUGAUUAGGCCGUGGCCAUUACAAUUUGUUUUGAUGUAUGUUACGUGUGUCAAAGCUAUUAUCAAAUGAAUGUCGAGAUACGACUAGUCUUAUCUACGCUGGAAUCUCAACUGUCAGUGUGUAACAUGCCUCAAAUCAUUCCGUAUUAAAAUAUAUGUUUUAAAAAAUCCGUCUUUUACACUGAAGGGACAAACACUCAAAAUUUACAGAAGCGCGCAGACGACCAUUGUUUACUUACGGAGAAUCACCGGAUUUAAAAUAUUUCUAAAUGAUUCUAACGAAUUAAUUAUCAUGAUUGAAUCGAGAUUCGGCAAGGAUUAAAUUUCAGCGAGAGUUAAGGGGGUUUAAGGAGAGCCGCGUCACACACUAAUCAGACUGUGCUCCUUCGUUAUACCUCCUAUUGAGAGCUCACUUAACAAUAAUAUUCAACUUAUAUGUGUAUAUGUAAAAACGUAUCGUAUAUCGUCGUAUUUUUGAAAAUAAUUUUCAUUGUUGAUAUUCGCGAUUUGAUAUUGGGGUAUUUUUCAUCACGUGACCUCUGUGGGCUAUUUAAAUACUUGGAGAGAGUACACACAUGGGGACGGUAGGAUGAGGAGAUGAGAUGUUUGAUCAUUCAUGACAUAUCGCUUUUUAUUUUUAUUUAAAUAAAACAUACAGGUGUGCGUGGACCUGCAUCGUGUGGUGUUUAUAGAAAAAAAUGUAAGACGUGAGUAAGAAGAAUUCCAAACGAUGAGAGUCUAGGGUUGGAUUAAAUUCAUUUCUGCGCGGAUCUGUGAUUAAAAGACUUAGCAUGGAGGAAGAUCGGUCUUUCCUGAGGAAGUUCUAAGGAUCCCAAGCUUUAUAUGUGUUUGUGUUAAUUCCGACAAGAAUGUACCGAUUCCUGUGGAUUAUUACCUGUCUGGUUGUUUUUGUUACUGUGAUCUCGGGAGGGGGGAAUCCCGCACUGUCUCGCUCCGACAUUCAGGCCCAGGGAAAGAACAUGUUUCGGGCCUUAAGUAAUUCCAGCUGUAAGAUUGACUGCUCUCGGAAGAAGUACAGGCCCGUCUGUGGAUCUGAUGGGGUGACCUACAAACACCGGUGUGAACUCAAGCGUGCCAAAAGAUGUGACAAAAAGAAGAUCAAGGUCAAGCGGAAAGGACCGUGUUCACCGUCAGAAGCCGAUAGAACCAGCAGUAACUGCGUCCGAGAGAGGAACGAGGCGCUAGAGAUCGCCAGACGACCGACGUUCGGGGUGUACAUCCCAGAAUGCCAGGAUGACGGUACGUACGCGGAGCGACAAUGCCAUGUAACAAGUGGUUUUUGUUGGUGUGUGACCCCUGACGGAAAACCAAUCGAGGGGACCCCGGUGCACGGGAGAGACCCGGCCUGUAGAGGAAAGAAAAUUGGGAAAAAACGUAGACAGCCCCGGCGAGACCGGGGUAAAAAGAAGAAAAAGAAGAGACGGAAAAGUUGUAAAACGGCUGACAAACAGAAAUUUAACCAGAAUAUCGUUAAGGUGUUCACUGACGAAUAUAAAAGGGCCGUAACUGUGUCUGGAGCGGCUUUGUUGGACACAGACAAAACCUUAGCACAGAAAGUGAUUGAGUGGAAAUUUGAUCAGCUUGAUAAAAAUAAAGACAAUAUCUUGAAACGCAAAGAAACUAGGACAAUUAAAAGAAUGGUCAGGAAAUUAAUACAACCGAAGGCCUGCGCGCGCAGAUUCCUGGAGUACUGCGAUUCCGAUCGGAAUCGAGUGAUCGUUCGGAAGGAGUGGUCAUUCUGCCUCACGACCAAUGCUAACAGCAACCAAACGCUGAAGACUCCAGAAAAAGAGGAACCAGAGGCCUCACCAAAGGUCCGUCAGCCCAUCAUAGGCGAGGCCGGGAGUUCCCUGACUGGCCUUAAUCCCAGGCAAUCCAUCUUUGUCACCGAUUCUAGACCAGACUUGGAAGUUGGCCUUGGAAGAAAGAGUUGUUCUGAGGAGCGGGCUCUCUCCCUCAACCAACGGUCGGCGGAUCCUGACGGGGGGAUCUAUAUACCGCAGUGUUCUCCUGACGGCAAAUAUAACAUCGUGCAAUGUCACAAAUAUUGCUGGUGCGCUGAUCGAGAAACAGGGAUGCCGCUUAAAGGCAUAAAAGCUAAACUGGCCUCUAAAGGCCCUCCGCAGUGCAAUAUUACAACAGAGCGUGAAAUGCCUGGUUGUCCAUUUGUCAAGAAAGCUAGGUUUUUAACUGGUUUACUGAAUAUGUUUGUGUCAGAGAUGAAGAACGAUUCCACGGGAAGUUCGAGUGACACGAACACUAAUGAAUCUGACUACCAGAAGGCUGCCAGAUGGAAGUUCAAAAGUCUGGAUAUGAAUAAAAACAUGAACUUGGACAGGAGAGAAGUGAAAAAAUUCCGCAAACUUAUACCAAAACAGAAAGAAACUAGAAAGUGUAGCAGGAAUUUUCUCAGAUAUUGUGACGAAAAUACAAAUAAGAAAAUAACUUUAGAAGAAUGGUUAAGCUGUACAAACUUAAGCGACUAUGGCUUAAUCGUUUCAGAGAGUCCACGAAGAAAAGGUAAAAAUCCUCUCAGAGAAUACUUAAAGCCAAGUUAACAUUGAAUUUCGCCCAAUAAAAUAACAAAAACAUUCUGAAGAGUGAAGUACUUCA